AUGUCUGCUCCCUUCGCUGGCGCAAUGCCGUCGAAAGACGAUAAAAAGAUAGAGAAGAAGCCCAUACGCUUCUCGAAUCUGUUGUUGGGAAGUGGUCUGAAUCUGUUCGAGGUGACGACCCUGGGCCAGCCACUUGAGGUUAUCAAGACCACCAUGGCAGCGAACCGUGGCGAUAGCUUCACUGCGGCGCUGGGGCGCAUCUGGAACCGCGGCGGCGCAUUCGGCUACUAUCAAGGUCUCAUUCCCUGGGCCUGGAUCGAAGCCUCAACCAAGGGUGCCGUGCUGCUUUUCGUCGCCUCGGAGGCUGAAUACUAUGCUCGCGUUGCCGGCGCCUCGGAGUUCGGUGCUGGCAUCACCGGUGGUGUCAUUGGUGGUGUUGCUCAGGCAUACGCCACCAUGGGAUUCUGCACCUGCAUGAAGACGGUUGAGAUCACACAGCACAAGCUAGUCGCGUCCGGCGUCAAGCCUCCCAGUACUUUCACGACCUUCAUGAACAUCUACCGCCAGGAGGGUAUCAAGGGCAUCAACAAGGGUGUCAAUGCCGUUGCCAUCCGUCAGAUGACCAACUGGGGUUCGCGAUUCGGCCUCUCGCGUCUGGCUGAGCAAGGCAUUCGUCGCGUCACCAAGAAGGAGAACGGCGAGGCUUUGUCCGCCGUUGAGAAGAUCACGGCUUCGGCGCUGGGUGGCGGUUUGUCCGCCUGGAACCAGCCCAUCGAGGUCAUCCGUGUCGAGAUGCAGAGCAAGAAGGAGGAUCCGAACCGACCGAAGAAGAUGACAGUUGGCAACACCGCCAAAUACAUCUACCAGAACAACGGUCUCAAGGGUCUUUAUCGCGGUGUUACCCCGCGCAUUGGGUUGGGCGUUUGGCAGACGGUCUGCAUGGUGGCCAUGGGCGAUAUGGCCAAGACUUACGUUGAGAAGUUGACCGGUGAAAAGGUUACGGCGAAGCAUUAG
Messenger RNA from Pseudomassariella vexata, 954 nucleotides. Its product is annotated as mitochondrial carrier domain-containing protein. Lineage: Eukaryota; Fungi; Ascomycota; Sordariomycetes; Amphisphaeriales; Pseudomassariaceae. Gene Ontology annotation, cellular component: mitochondrion. The transcript has 2 exons. Gene Ontology annotation, molecular function: tricarboxylate secondary active transmembrane transporter activity. The record is from RefSeq and is a predicted model, not a curated record. Gene Ontology annotation, biological process: mitochondrial citrate transmembrane transport; alpha-ketoglutarate transport. Bases 1 to 954 code for a protein of 317 amino acids.